This is a messenger RNA of Nannospalax galili (Upper Galilee mountains blind mole rat), 1662 nucleotides long. RefSeq names its product solute carrier family 22 member 22-like. Gene Ontology annotation, cellular component: membrane. The record is from RefSeq and is a predicted model, not a curated record. Gene Ontology annotation, biological process: transmembrane transport. Gene Ontology annotation, molecular function: transmembrane transporter activity. Lineage: Eukaryota; Metazoa; Chordata; Mammalia; Rodentia; Spalacidae.
AUGGCCUUUGAUGAAUUUCUGCAUCACGUAGAUGACAGCGGGGGGUUUCAGAUUUUGAUGACUACCCUUUUCAUGAUUUUAAGUAUACUGACAGCCCCUCAUGACUUUGUGGAUAACUUCACAGCAGCCAUCCCUGCUCGCCGCUGCCGUGUCCAUCUUGACAAUCCCAAAUCUGAUAUUAAUAUCACCAUAAACCUGACGAUGGAAGCCUUGGUAAGAGUUUCCAUCCCAAUGGGCCCAGAUCAGAAACCUGAGCAAUGCCGUCGGUUCAGCCAGCUGCAGUGGCAACUUCUAGAUCCUGAUGCACCAGUUAUCAACAACACUGAGCUGGAGACAGAGCCAUGCCUGGAUGGGUGGACAUGUGACCACAGUGUUUUCACUUCUACCAUUGUCACUGAAUGGGAUUUAGUAUGUGAUUUUCAAUCAUUCAAAUACUACGUGCAAGCCAUCUCCUUUGCAGGGCUUUUGAUGGGUACUGCUGUGAGUGGACUUGUUUCCGACAGGUUUGGAAGAAAGCCACUGUUGGUGUCUUAUUAACUAGCUUAUGUGAUCCUGGGUACCUGCUGUACGUUUGCCCCCAUCUUCUCCCUUUAUUGUGUUCUGAGAUUCCCAUUAUCCACCUCUGUGGGUGCUUUUCAAAACAACUCACUUACCCUUGUUUUAGAACUAACUUCACAAAAGUGUCAUUCCAUGGUUAUAAUACUCUUAGGACUGGCAGUCAGUGCUGGGCAGGCCAUGCUUGGAGGACUAGCUUAUUUGCUCCCAGAAUGGCACAAGCUCCAACUAGCCCUUGUUUUGCCCUGCUUCAUUUUCUCCUGUUUCCUCUGUUGGGUACCAGAAUCAAUCCGGUGGCUCAUGGUCAAUGGGAAAAGAAAGCAAGCCCUAAAGGAACUCCAGGGAAUUACCUCUAUCAGUGGGAAGAAAGAUGUCACACAAAAUCUAACUACUGAGAUUCUUCAAUUAAAUAUUAAAGAAGAUAUGAAUGCACCUAGAAACCAGUUUAGAAUAAAAGACAUCUUUAUUAAUCCUACAGUGCGCAAAACGGUGCUUUGUACAUCCGGUAUGGUUUUUGCAGAAUUUUUCAGCGUUUAUGGCCUCUUGCUGGAUAUUCAGACUUUGGGGAAGGACAUAUUCCUGACCCAGUUUCUCCUAGGCAUGAUAGACAUGCCCAGCAAAACAUUAACCUUCUUUGUGUUAAGACACGUACAACGUUGUCCUUCUGUGGCCUUUUUGCUCCUUACUCUUGGAAGUUGUAUUAUACUAACAAUAGCUCUUCCACAUGAGAUGCAUGUUCUGCGCCUCCUUAUUUUUCUCUUGGGAAAAGCGUCCUUCUCAGCUUUUACUGCCGUAAUGAUAGUCUUCAGCAGUGAGCUCUCACCCACAGUCCUCAGGUCAACACUACAAGCUAUUGUUAUUGCUGUGUCCAGAAGUGCAACAAUAUUUUCUGCAUUAACACUAUCUAGAAGAUAUUUUGUGCAUCUUCCUAUGAUUCUCUAUGGGGUGUUACCCAUAGUAGCCACAAUAAAUAUCUACUUUAUGCCAGAGACCUUUAAUCUUCCACUUAGUGACACCAUCAAGGACAUGGAGAAAAGGGAUAGGUUGAUGAACAAAAGUAUCAGUGAAAAACAAAAGCAAGACCUCUUGGAAACCACUGAGUGCUAA